GGCAUUUGUGGGUGCCGCUCCCUGUUAGGUGAAGCUGCAGGACGGAGUCCAACGGCUGUUUUUUUCCUCAGUUACAGUUAAAAUACAAAGUUUAGCUGCAGUUAAUCUUUAUAAAAAGUUUGUCAGAGUGCUCAGGUAACGUUUAGUGUUCUCAAAGGUGUUUUCUUUGACGGAAAAGGUGUCGUUUCCUGUUCCGGACUGUGAGUAGUCUUUUCCUCCGCCCUGGUGUUUGCUCCCGUGGUCUGAAGAAGAUAAAAUAUAACAGCUCUGAUAAGAUGACGGACUGUAUCAGUAAAGUGGAGCUGAGCGUCUCCUGCACUGACCUGCUGGAUAAAGAUGUCGGAUCCAAGUCUGAUCCUCUGUGUGUGCUGCUGCAGAAGGCAGGAGACAAAUGGACCGAGCUGGGUCGUACUGAACAUCUGAUAAACACCUCCAGCCCGUCCUUCAGUCAGCGUCUCAGGCUGGAUUAUCACUUUGAGACGGUGCAGAAUCUGAAGCUGGGGGUCUACGACAUUGACAACGCCAGCAAAGACCUGGGCGAUGAUGACUACCUGGGAGGGGUUGAGCUAACGCUGGGACAGAUAGUAUCCAGCAAAACUCUUACAAGACCUCUGCAGCUGAAGAAAGGCAAACCUGCAGGAAAAGGAAGCAUUACGGUCACAGCAGAGGAGAUAAAGGACAACAGAGCCAUUGAGUUGGAGUUUGAGGCUAAAAACCUGGACAAGAAGGAUACAUUUGGGAAGUCUGAUCCGUUCCUGGAGUUUUCUAAACAAGGGGAUGAUGGAAAGUGGCAUCUUGUCCACAGAACGGAGGUGGUGAUGAACAAUCUGAAUCCCAGCUGGAAGAAGUUCACUGUUCCUAUGCAGACGUUCUGCAGCAGCGACCUCGACAAACCAAUAAAGGUGGACUGCUCCGAUUAUGAUAGUGACGGGUCUCAUGAUCUGAUCGGUUCUUUCAUCACUAAAGUGUCAGAGCUGCAGAAAGGUGGACAGGUGCAGUUUGAUUGCAUCCACCCUGAGAAACAGAAGAAAAAGAAAAGCUACAAGAACUCUGGAGUCGUCUCUUUGAAGAGCUGCAAGAUGCUGACUCAGCACAGCUUCCUGGACUUUGUGAUGGGCGGCUGCCAGAUCAACUUCACCGUUGGGAUCGACUUCACCGGCUCUAAUGGUGACCCUCGCUCACCCAACUCUCUCCACUACAUGAGUCCAGACGGGUUGAACCAGUACCUGUCUGCUCUGUGGUCUGUGGGUCAGGUGGUCCAGGACUAUGACACUGAUAAACUCUUCCCAGCCUUCGGUUUUGGAGCCAAACUGCCUCCAGACUACCAGGCUGCACACCAUGAGUUUGCCCUCAACUUCAACCCCACCAGCCCCUACUGCCAAGGUAUUCAGGGGAUCGUUGAGGCCUACAGGAUGGUUCUGCCUCAGCUGAGACUCUCUGGGCCCACAAACUUCUCUCCCAUCAUCAAUCACGUUGCUUCCAUCGCCUCCCAAGCAGCACAGGUCAACACUGCCUCUCAAUACUUUGUCCUCCUCAUCCUCACUGAUGGUGAGAUCACAGACUUCGACCAGACCCGGGACGCCAUCGUCAGGGCGUCACGGCUGCCGUUGUCAAUCAUCAUUGUGGGGGUGGGGCCUGCAGACUUCAAGGCCAUGGAGCUUCUGGAUGGAGACGACGGGAAGCUGAGGUCGACAGUGGGGGAGGCCAUCGCCAGAGACAUUGUCCAGUUUGUCCCGUACAGACAGUUCAAAGACGCUCCACAUGCAGCUCUGGCUCAGUCUGUUCUCGCUGAGGUUCCCAUCCAGCUGGUCUCUUAUUUCAAAAUGAGAGGCUUGGAACCACCUAACCCCAAAGCCGCCCCCAAAGCCGCCCCCAAAGCCGCCCCUAAAGACGCCCCUAAAUCCUAAACAUCUGCACCCACACAUCCUCAAAGCCACCCUGCACUCCCCAAACGCACCCUUAAAGCUGAAGGCUCACCCUCAUCUCAUUCCAGGAUCACACCACCCACUAAGUCGACCACUUUUCAGGGACCAACCUGAUGUGUUGGUAGAAUCAGCCAAUCACGAUACAGCAUAAAGCUGUGGGCCAAUCAGGUUGCCAUGGGCAACCAUCCCUGUUUUUUUUAAUCAGUUUUAUAACACUUUGUUUCCUUAUUUUUCUCUUUGAUAAGUAGAAUGACGAUGCUGUAGUAUAGAUUAUUGAAUCCUUCUGCUGCUUCCACACUAACUAUGCAGAUCACAUGUUUACUAACAUGUUUAACAAUCAAAGAGCCACACACACACAGAAAGUGUCAGCCAUUUUUUGGCUCCACACUCCGUUUCUUGUAUCGUCGGCUCUGUAUGUGUGUGUGGCUCUGAUUAGCUUUAUUGAUCAGGGAUCAAUACUUCGCACUUUGCUCAUGCACUUAAUGCUGGAAUAUUGUAUCAUGAAUGAUAAUAUAUACUCUAUCAUAGCUUUACCACUACAGCCUUACUUUAAUCUUUACUAUAGCUUUACUAUUAACCUAUAGUCAGCCUUACUGUAGUCGUUAGUGUAGCCUGUGUGACCUCAGCACGCUGCUUCAGCCUGAAUGUUUCCAGGCUGUUCUGUCACGACACUCGGUGGUUUGUUGAUGCAGCCAUCUUAGCUCCCAGAGCAGUCAUCCUUUCUACCUGUUUCUUAAAAUGGUCUGACCCUUGUUUGACCCUUAUAACUCAAAACUUGAUCACCUGUCAGUAUUACACACAGGUCAGUCAGCACAUCAGUUAAUCGAUCAUCCUGAAUCAAACAAGUGCAUGACUGCAGUUAAACACCCUGAAGUAUCUGUCUGAACACAUCUCGUCUACAUUCAGUGGUCACAUAUACAGACGAGGGCAUUGACACGUUUAACGGUCAAGUGUUUGACAUACAGAUGACAAACUUAAGACAUCAUGCAGACCCUUGUGUCCUGCAGAUGUGGAAAGCAUCUAAUAUAACCUGAUCUUCAGGCACCAGCUGAUCUCCCUGCAAAACACGCAGUGAAUUACAAAAUAGAAAUGUAAAAGAAUGACAACAAUUAAGGACUAUUUAGUGGAGUCGAGUAAAGUCUACAGAGUGCAAUAUAUCUCAAAGUGCCUUAAUGAAUUAACCUGACAAAAUCUCUCCAGUCUCCAGACCUGAAUGUUUACUGGGAGCCAACAUGGCCGCCUCUGCAGCAUGGUGACAUCACUGCAGACUGUCAUGGUGUUGUGAUGCUGCGUUCAGGUCAUGUGGAAGUUAACGCCGUCAGCAUCCAAGUGACACUUUUUUUCCAGCUGUAGGUAAAUAACAUAAAAACUAAAGAAGCACGGCACCCUCAAGUUGGUUAAUAAGUGUCACUAAAUUCUGAUUUAAUGCUGAACACUUUGACCUCUGCCUGACAGACAUCAGAUUAAUGUUCAUUAAGGUGUGUUCAGACUGAUUGAAUACAUGUAAACAGGUGUGAUGUGCUUGAUAGACGUACAGAGAUAUGAGGGAAAUAACAGGAAGUGAGUUCAGAGUCACAUGGUGUGUAUGUAGCUAGCUAGUUUUUUAAAAUUGGUUUCACAUUCAGUCUGAACUCACUUUAUACUGAUUAAGAACACUGGUGGUUGUCUUAGUUGUCCAGUGAUGUGAGAAUUUGGAAGUCAUAACCAUAAUAACCUUCCAUCCCACAUGACCUGAACGUCACACUGAGAGUCUGUCUGAACAUCUGCCCUGUUUCUUUACCAAAGACUGUCUUUUAAUUACUGGAAUGACCUGAACACACACACUUACAUUCACAAAUGUGUCAAAACUCUUGUUUACUGCAUCAAAGCCACAGUUAAUGUUACAUUUAUUAAUAAGAGUCAUUGCCAACGCAUCAUCUGCAGCCACUUUAAAUCGCCUGGAAUUCAUUUGAAUCACCACUAUUGCUGUGCAUGUUGAUGGAAUAUAUUUUCAGGGUCCAUUUUAUUAAAGUGAAAUAUUUGUACCGCUUAUUAUUUGUAGCACUGUUUGUUUUAACUUCAACAAGAGAUUAAUUCUUCAUGUUUGGGAGCAAAUUAAUAACAGCUGGAAGCUCUGGAAAGAGCUCAUAUGUAAAUGAAGUGAGUGAAGAUUAUUUUAUCAGUGCUGAUGUCAUAUCAGAGGAGUAUUUUUAGUCAAAGCAGUGUUUUAUGUUUCCAGCAGUUUCUCCUCCGUUUGCCUCUGAGGUGCCGACAGUGUGUGCUGCUGCAGACCGAGUUUUUGCUUGUUUUGGGAUCAAAUUUGUUCCAAUUUUCUGUUAAGAAAGCAACAGAAACUAUCACUUGAUCAACCUUAGAGGGCCUUCUACUCAGAAAGAAGAAAGGAUGAGGGUUUCUAAGGUUUUUUUUUUCUUUUAGAGAGAGAGACCAACUAAUUUCUGAGUCUUGAUUCAUCCAAAA
Molecule: messenger RNA, 4382 nt
Organism: Epinephelus moara (kelp grouper)
Lineage: Eukaryota; Metazoa; Chordata; Actinopteri; Perciformes; Serranidae
Gene: cpne1
Product: copine I
Exons: 16
Coding region: 276-1907 (543 amino acids)
Biological process (GO): positive regulation of tumor necrosis factor-mediated signaling pathway; regulation of RNA splicing; regulation of canonical NF-kappaB signal transduction
Cellular component (GO): nucleoplasm; ribonucleoprotein complex; plasma membrane
Molecular function (GO): calcium-dependent phospholipid binding; RNA binding
Source: RefSeq, a predicted model, not a curated record